GACGACGACUUGCACUUGGAAGCCCAGCCAGUCUCCCGCUGUGCGCCUCGCUAUCUUUCUUGUCUAUCGUUUGAUCUCUGAAAGGGUGUAUCGCUUCCAGGAUCCGAGUUUUAUCUUCUCAAUCCAAGUGCUUUCAAUCAAGUGCUUGCGCCAUGGUCGCGCCCGCAGUGCCUGAGAUCUACGAGGAGGAGGACAUCUACGCCGCUGUCGAUGCACGCACUGAAUCUCUCCAGAACCUUCGGGAAUUAGGUCCGCCCGACUUGGUUUACUUGGUCAAACAACCUAAGACCAGCUCUCAUCGCCAGACCGGAGUCUAUCACCAUGUCACCGGUGUCGAUGCCUCGUCGUCCGCCAGCUUGGCCGCCUAUGUCAACACACUCACCUUCUCCCCGCUGGAUAAGACACACAAAGUGGUUUCGGGGAUCUACUGCUGUUACAAUGCCUUCUCCCACCUCGACAUGCGCGUGGAAGUGAAAAUCCCGGGCAGUCUGGAAAGCUACUGUAUCGAUGAGCGGGGCGACAAGCGAGUUGCGACGGAGGCGUUGUGGUUGGAGACCUUUCUCUGCGGGAUUCUGAGAGCAUAUACCUACGCGGACGAUGGCAGCGGCGAUUCAAUUCGCAAGAUCGUGGGAGUCCGGCGAUUCAACCCAGUGACGAAUACGGAGAUGGAGCACAAGUUCCUGGACGCCGCGGAGAGACUGUUCUUCCUGGGCCGACAGCUGAGUUCCGAUCCGGAGACGCAAGUGCCGAACACUGUCAGCAACCAUCUGACGUCGGGUCUUUUGAAGUACAUACAAACCACGGGACGCUACACCUCGGGCAUCAAUCUGUUUGAGAAGCUGCGCACACGAGACGUCGAAGUGUCGUCGCUUCUGGCCCGAGUUCUGAUCAUGGCUGAUGAGGAGGUGCAAGCGGUGAGACUGAUCUUCGACGCUUUGCAGGAUGUACCGAUGGACUACGCCCUGCUUGACUGCCAAGCAGCGUUCUGCCAGUCCAAAGGCGAGGGCGAGAUGGCCUUGGAGUGUGCCAAGCGGGCGGUCACCGCCGCUCCCAGUGAAUUCAGCACCUGGGCCCGACUGGCCGAAGUAUACGUCGGUUUGGAGCAAUGGGACCUGGCGUUGUUGACUCUGAACUCGUGCCCCAUGUUCACAUACCAAGAUAAAGACACCCCGCGCAUGCCUCAACCAACGCGCAUCAUGCUGCCGAUUCUUGCCGAGAGCAUGCUGGAGGAGAUCGAUGAAGGACAACCGCGCCAAGGCGACCCUGCCGACUACGUCCACCCCUCCCUGCGCCGUCUCCACGCAGCUAGCUACCAAGGAACCUUCCUGAAGGCCUACAACCUUUUGACCAAGGUCGCGGCGGCCAUCGGCUGGGAUCAGCUGCUCAAGAUCCGCAGCGAGGUGUUUGUCAUGGAGGAGGAAUACCGCGUUGAGCGCCAACAUUCUACCUCCAAGCACACGCGCACCAACACGCGCACCUCCGCGGAGGUCAACGGGGGCGAUGGGCAAGAGGAUGAGGACGACGACGACCACCACCACAACGACGCGAACACGGAGGACGCCGAGAAGGAGGACGAGGGCUCGCCCAACGGCCUCAAGGACGAACAAGUGGAAAGUUCGAUCGAAAAGCCCGAGCAAUCAAUGGCAUCCGAAGUGAUCAAAUCCGGCAAUGAAGAUCCCGACCCCUCCCACUCCGCGUACACGCAGUUCCGCAACAAACGCCUCUGCGAACGCUGGCUCGACAACCUCUUCAUGGUCCUCUACGAGGACCUCCGCAUCUACACCAUCUGGCGCACGGAGAUGGCGCAGUACCGGCAGCAGGCGAUCGAGUACAAGAAGUCGGCCACGGAGUGGGAGAUCCUCGGGGAGCUGGCCGAGCGCCUGCACCAUUUCGACGAGGCGAUCGAGGCCUACCAGCACGGCCUGGCCAUCCGGUUUGCCCCCAAGGCCAUGCGCGGCGUGCUGAAGCUGUACGAGAAGAAGAACGACACCCGCGGCAUGCUGGGCUCGUUGAUCCGUCUGAUCGCCUGGCAGUACCGAUGGUACUCCGAGUUCUCUCCCGAACUUCUCUUCCUCAUCCGCAAACUCAUCGAAGACGAAGGCGCCGUCAAGGUCCGGAGCAUCGUCCAGGCCACCAACCUCCCGCAGCCCGUCCUCGACCUCACGCAUCAGUACUGUCAACUGUGCGCCACCUUCCGAAGCAGUGGCAGUGAUGGUUAGAUGAGCUCCAUGUUUUCUAAAUGUUUCCCGCGCCGUACUGGGCUGCGGUUUGUUAUGGUUUCCGGGUAGUGGAGGUCGAUGCAAGGGGGCCGGGGGGUUGGUGCUCCAGGGGAAAGGGAUGCGGGGGAUGCGAUGCGGGUGCUGUGUAGCGAGCUGGAAGGGAGGAAGGAAGGCAGGGAGGGAGGGAGGAAAGUAAU
Molecule: messenger RNA, 2416 nt
Organism: Aspergillus fijiensis CBS 313.89
Lineage: Eukaryota; Fungi; Ascomycota; Eurotiomycetes; Eurotiales; Aspergillaceae
Product: clathrin-coated vesicle protein
Exons: 7
Coding region: 153-2219 (688 amino acids)
Biological process (GO): Golgi to plasma membrane transport
Cellular component (GO): exomer complex
Molecular function (GO): protein binding
Source: RefSeq, a predicted model, not a curated record